GCUUGAGGGUACUUCAUGUAAUUCGUGGGUAUUGCAAGUUUUCAAGAUGGCGAACGAGGACGUGUUUUUGGAUGGUUAUAAAAUUGGUUUAAUUUCUUCUUCAAUCUGGGCGGAUUCUAAGGGUAAUAGAAAUAAAAAACGAUCCAUUAGUACAUCCUUGUUCGAUAAAGAGUUGAUAGCCCCAAAAUUCGUCCCUGUCAAGAAACAGAAAAAUGUCAAAAAAGAAGAUGAUGCAAUGAUAGAUUUUCCAUCUAAACCAGCAGUGCUUGAGGAUGAUGAUGUAUGUAAGCAUCAAAAUAUGACCAAUAAACAACCCAAGAAGAAAUCAUGCAAUGAUGAGCCUGAAAGACUGGCCAGAACUAUAUUUGUUGGAAAUCUUCCCUUAUCAAUUAAACGAAAGGAUUUGAAAAGAAUUUUCAAACAAUAUGGCGAAGUGGAAAGUACAAGAUUAAGAUCUGUGGCAGUUCCUGAUCUAAAAACACCAAAGAAAGUAGCUGUAAUAAAAAGAACGUUUAAUUCAAAUCGAAGUAAUAUCAAUGCUUAUGUUGUGUUCAAAGACAAGGACUCUGUUGAAAAGGCGAUAACAAGUAAUGGUUUGAAGAUUCAAGAUCUACAUAUAAGAGUGGAUAGAGUUGAUGAUGGCGCUAAACAGUAUGAUCACAAGAGAUCGAUUUUUGUUGGAAACCUCAAGUUUGAUAUGGAAGAGAAGAGCUUAAACGAGUUCUUUUCGCCGUGCGGGGAAGUGGUCAAUAUUCGUAUCAUAAGAGAUUCGCGCACAGGAGUCGGCAAAGGCUUUGGUUACGUUCUUUUUUAAGGACACGAGCUCUGUAUCACUUGCUGUAAAAAUGAACAAUUCCGAACUUUGCGGUAGAAAAAUUCGAAUCCAGCGAUCACACGAUGUUUCCAAAGGUCCGACCUCCAAAGAAAGGACAGCAAACAAAUUUGGCGGUAUGCAAGCGAAAGAAAAAUUUUACCAUCAGCGCAAAACUUUCAAGAGGUUUGGUUUAUCAAACAAAAACAAUGGUACGGCUAAAGUUACAAGCAAGAAAACUUAUCGCAAACGUAAAAGAAAACAGUAGCAUCACCCCUAGUUUCAUAAAGAAGCGUUGCUAGCGUGGAACGAACCGUCGCGUUUCUGACGGUAUCUUAUGGAAGAUGAAGAAGAGCUGUUUCCUCACUGUGUGAAGCUGCACAUGGAAUGGUACGAUAGCAAAUAUUUUGGCUGUAAAAACUGUAAUUCCUUUCUUUUCCUCCUCUGCUGUUUAAAAGAUUCGCGGAUUGUUGGUGAGUUUGGAGAUGGUUGAUUAGAAACAUAAAAGGUUACAUGAAGGAAACAUGAAACGUUACACUCUGCUAGUCGCAACAAUAUUAUAUAGAAGAAGCUAAUCUCUCUUCUAGUUUUCCACUUUUUCUAUAAAAUUUUUAAUGAUGCUUGCUUAGUGUAUGUCUAUAAUGGUACAGAAACGUAUCCUCGUAGCUUGUUCAUUUACUUGUUCACUGAUUUGAAAAUCAAUGUAUUUAAGAAAUGAAAUAUGACCAUCUUUUGCAAUUUGCAUAGCAUGACCAAA
Messenger RNA from Xenia sp. Carnegie-2017, 1568 nucleotides. RefSeq names its product RNA-binding protein 34-like. Bases 47 to 814 code for a protein of 255 amino acids. Gene Ontology annotation, molecular function: mRNA binding. The record is from RefSeq and is a predicted model, not a curated record. Gene Ontology annotation, cellular component: cytosol. NCBI's taxonomy places the organism in Eukaryota, Metazoa, Cnidaria, Anthozoa, Malacalcyonacea, Xeniidae. The transcript is spliced from 11 exons.